This is a messenger RNA of Vicugna pacos (alpaca), 3673 nucleotides long. NCBI's taxonomy places the organism in Eukaryota, Metazoa, Chordata, Mammalia, Artiodactyla, Camelidae. The record is from RefSeq and is a predicted model, not a curated record.
UUGUACUGUUGGACUUUGCUGCGGCUAAAGGGGAACUCGGCUGGCUCACACACCCAUACGGCAAAGGGUGGGACCUCAUGCAGAACAUCAUGGAUGACAUGCCCAUCUACAUGUACUCUGUGUGCAACGUGGUGGCUGGCGACCAGGACAACUGGCUCCGCACCAACUGGGUAUAUCGUGGUGAGGCCGAGCGCAUCUUCAUCGAGCUCAAGUUUACCGUGCGUGACUGCAACAGCUUCCCCGGUGGUGCCAGCUCCUGCAAGGAAACCUUCAACCUCUACUACGCUGAGUCGGACGUGGACUAUGGCACCAACUUCCAGAAGCGCCAGUUCACCAAGAUCGACACCAUCGCGCCCGACGAGAUCACGGUCAGCAGCGACUUUGAAGCGCGACACGUGAAGCUGAACGUGGAGGAACGCUCCGUGGGGCCGCUCAGCCGCAAGGGCUUCUACCUGGCCUUCCAGGACAUUGGUGCCUGCGUGGCGCUGCUCUCUGUCCGUGUCUACUACAAGAAGUGUCCCGAGCUGCUGCAGGGCCUGGCCCACUUCCCCGAGACCAUCGCAGGCUCUGAUGCACCCUCCCUGGCCACCGUUGCUGGCACCUGCGUGGACCACGCUGUGGUGCCACCUGGGGGUGAAGAGCCCCGCAUGCACUGUGCGGUAGAUGGCGAGUGGCUGGUGCCCAUCGGUCAGUGCCUGUGUCAGGCGGGCUACGAGAAGGUGGAAGAUGCCUGCCAGGCCUGCUCGCCAGGAUUCUUCAAGUUCAAAGCCUCGGAGAGCCCCUGUCUGGAAUGCCCUGCACACACCCUGCCGUCCUCCGAGGGGGCCACUGCCUGCGAGUGUGAGGAAGGCUACUUCCGGGCCCCCCAGGACCUGUUGUCACUGCCCUGCACUCGUCCCCCCUCCGCCCCGCACUACCUCACGGCAGUGGGCAUGGGCGCCAAAGUGGAGCUGCGCUGGACGCCCCCCCAGGACAACGGAGGCCGAGAUGACAUCACCUACAGCAUCACCUGCGAACAGUGCUGGCCUGAGUCAGGCGAGUGCGGGCCCUGCGAGGCCAGCGUGCGCUACUCCGAGCCACCCUACGGGCUGACCCGCACCAGCGUGACGGUCAGUGACCUGGAGCCGCACAUGAACUACACCUUUGCUGUAGAGGCCCGCAAUGGUGUGUCAGGUCUGGUGACCAGCCGCAGCUUUCGCACUGCUAGCGUCAGCAUCAAUCAGACAGAGCCCCCCAAGGUGAAGCUGGAGGGCCGCAGCACCACAUCGCUGAGCAUCUCCUGGAGCAUCCCUCUGCCACAGCAGAGCCGCGUGUGGAAAUAUGAGGUCACCUACCGCAAGAAGGGGGACUCUAACAGCUACAACGUGCGCCGCACUGAAGGCUUCUCCGUGACCCUGGAUGACCUGGUGCCAGACACCAUCUACCUGGUCCAGGUGCAGGCGCUGACACAGGAGGGCCAGGGUGCUGGCAGCAAGGUGCACGAGUUCCAGACACUGUCCACGGAAGGUUCUGGCAACAUGGCGGUGAUUGGUGGUGUGGCUGUUGGUGUUGUCUUGCUUCUGGUGCUGGCAGGAAUCGGCUUCUUCAUCCACCGCAGGAGGAAGAGUCUGCGGACCCGCCAGUCCUCCGAGGACGUCUACUUCUCCAAGUCAGAACAACUGAAGCCCCUGAAGACGUAUGUGGACCCGCACACAUACGAGGACCCCAACCAGGCUGUGCUCAAGUUCACCACCGAGAUCCAUCCAUCCUGUGUCACACGGCAGAAGGUGAUCGGAGCAGGAGAGUUUGGGGAGGUGUACAAAGGGACACUGAAGGCGUCAGGGAAGAAGGAGGUACCUGUGGCCAUCAAGACACUGAAAGCCGGCUACACAGAGAAGCAGCGGGUGGAUUUCCUAAGCGAGGCCAGCAUCAUGGGCCAGUUCAGCCACCAUAACAUCAUCCGCCUGGAGGGUGUCGUCUCCAAAUACAAGCCUAUGAUGAUCAUCACCGAGUACAUGGAGAACGGUGCCCUGGACAAGUUCCUUCGGGAGAAGGAUGGCGAGUUCAGCGUGCUGCAGCUGGUGGGCAUGCUGCGGGGCAUCGCGGCCGGCAUGAAGUACCUGGCCAACAUGAACUAUGUCCACCGUGACCUGGCUGCUCGCAACAUCCUCGUCAACAGCAAUCUGGUCUGCAAGGUGUCUGACUUCGGCCUUUCCCGCGUGCUGGAGGACGACCCCGAAGCCACCUACACCACCAGUGGCGGCAAGAUCCCCAUCCGCUGGACGGCCCCAGAGGCCAUUUCCUACCGCAAGUUCACCUCUGCCAGCGACGUGUGGAGCUAUGGCAUCGUCAUGUGGGAGGUGAUGACCUACGGCGAGCGCCCCUACUGGGAGCUGUCAAACCAUGAGGUGAUGAAGGCCAUCAAUGACGGCUUCCGGCUCCCCACGCCCAUGGACUGCCCCUCCGCCAUCUACCAGCUCAUGAUGCAGUGCUGGCAGCAGGAGCGCACACGCCGCCCCAAGUUCGCUGACAUUGUCAGCAUCCUGGACAAGCUCAUCCGAGCCCCCGACUCCCUCAAGACCCUGGCCGACUUUGACCCUCGGGUGUCCAUCCGGCUACCCAGCACCAGCGGCUCAGAGGGGGUGCCCUUCCGCACGGUGUCCGAGUGGCUGGAGUCCAUCAAGAUGCAGCAGUACACAGAGCACUUCCUGGCGGCCGGCUACACCGCCAUCGAGAAGGUGGUGCAGAUGACCAACGACGACAUCAAGAGAAUCGGGGUGCGGCUGCCCGGCCACCAGAAACGCAUCGCCUACAGCCUGCUGGGCCUCAAGGACCAGGUGAACAUGGUGGGGAUCCCCAUCUGAGCCCCGACAGGCCUCACGCACCCACUCAGCCAAGAAUACUUGAAGAAACAGAGUGGCCUCUGGCCCACUCCAUGCUGGGCCACCAGGGAACUUAUUUAUUUCUAGUUCUUUACUGAUGCCACCCUGAGACCUCUGUUGGGGGAUCUUAGAUGAUACCUUGGCCUGAGCUGAGAUGAGGCUCAGGGACCCCAGGCUGGGGGCGUGGCCUAUGAACUCUUCACCUACGAAGGACAGACUUUGCGGACACCCCCACAUGCUCAGCAUCCUUCUAGCAGGAGCCUCGCCAAGGCUUUCGGACAUACACACAGGACAUGGCCAAACUAACCUCCCCUUCGCCGUCUGGGGAGGUGGGGCAGUCAGCCCACGGCCAUAGGAACAGGGUACCUCGCAAGAAGAGAACAAACAGCGAACUCAGCUGGACAAGACCCACAGUGGUUCUCCCGUCCCUCCAGUGCCUUCAGCCCCCCAGGCCCCGUCCUCAGCCCCCACGGGCCAAACUCUUGCUUCUCCAGGGCCCUUGCAGGAUGCUUGGUUGUGUUGAGGUUUUUUUAAAUAUAUAUUUUGUACUUUGUGGAGAGAAUGUGUGUGUGGCAGGGGGCCUAGCCAGGGCCGGAGGUGGACGAUGGCCUGUGUUAGACAUUCCCAGGCUGGGGGCCAGCCCCUCGGGUCCCCUACCCCUUUAAAGAAUAUUCAUUACUCUGUCAGUGUUAACGAUUUUGUUUUGUUGUGUAUUUUUUUUCGAACCUUAAUUUAUUAUUAUUUUUUUAUAUUUAUUGUUAGGAAAUGACUUAUUUCUGCUCUGGAAUAAAGUUGCAGAUUGUUCAAACUGA